Geodia barretti is the source of this 1195-nucleotide messenger RNA. NCBI's taxonomy places the organism in Eukaryota, Metazoa, Porifera, Demospongiae, Tetractinellida, Geodiidae. The record is from the annotation of a GenBank genome assembly.
UAUAUAUACCGGUACAUACUGUAGACACAGCGUUAUUUUGUCAAGGAAGUUAAGUGCGAUCCGGCGCAGAACGCAGAGGGGCGCGGUUUAACAUCGGAACCGCACCCUAAUCGUGGCUCACCUCCUCCCUGCCCUACGCUGGUCGCUUCUCGGUGAUGGAGUUUGAGGUUGGUACAGGUCUUGUUCAAAAUCCUGGCUUUGUUUAUGGGAGUUCAGCUCCUGACUGUCACUCUGAACCCCCGCUGAGUGGGUUUCUUAACAGAAAGUGUGUGGUUGAACCUGGAGGAAGAAAAAGCAAAGAUCGGUCGUGGCAGACAUUCUGGUGUCAGCUAAAAGGCGUUUCUCUUGAGUUUCAUAGGGUAUCCCAAUGUUUUGUGUCUAAGGCUACUGCAUAGUACACCAUAUGACAGCUACUUAUACUUGGGGGAUGUUUCCUUUGUUUAGUUUAACACAUAAAAUGUGUAUUGGUUUGAGAGAUGUAACAUUGCAGGUUGAUGGUGUAAAGAGCGAAGGGUCCAAACCCCCUCCCAGAGAUAUUUUCCCUCCUCCGCACAUGCCUCAGCACAAAGCAGGAUUUGUAUCUGUUGACGGGGCUACAGCAGAGGAUGAUUACACGUCUCAGAUUGGCAAAGAUCUUCAAAAGAGGAGAAGCUGGCUGUUUGAGUUAACUCUCCCUAACCAGAUGAUCUACCUGCUGCAAGCUCCUAAUGGCACACAAAGAGCUCAGUGGAUCCAACAUAUCCGAAGGGCAGCAUCUGGCAAGGGAGAAGACAUUGAAAGUCGAAAACUAAAGGCUGCCAGGUGUUCUGUUCGUCAUCGCAGCAGGCAAAAUGUGUAUGUUAUAAUAUACUACCGCUUUAACACAGUGCAUAGGUCAGAUGAAGUAUUUGCAUGUGUAAUAUAUGUAUAGAUGGAAAUAGGUGUAAACGUCUAUGAAUCUCUGCUCAAAAAAAGAGAGCAUUAGCAACAGCAGUGAGAUGUCAGAAUGAGAAGAGACUCGUUCUUCAGCUGUAAUCUUUGGACUAUGGGAAGCAAGUAUUGCUUACGUAGGUCCAUAGUUUGCGUUACAGAUGUCUAAGUUCUAAACAAACUUGUGGAUCAAUUACCUCGUUCUUUAGUUAUGGGUGUUUAACCUUAAGAAGUAGUAGGAGAAGACAAACAAAACUCGCUUUUUAGCCCUCUACAUCAAAAAUGC